Suillus bovinus is the source of this 1023-nucleotide messenger RNA. RefSeq lists its product as uncharacterized. Bases 1 to 1023 code for a protein of 340 amino acids. Lineage: Eukaryota; Fungi; Basidiomycota; Agaricomycetes; Boletales; Suillaceae. The record is from RefSeq and is a predicted model, not a curated record. The transcript has 20 exons.
AUGUCGGGCGAUGUAGCCACCGUUGCGACGGUAUACGGUGCGAUCCUCCUGGGCACCUGCAUUGGCUGCGGCCUCACUGGGAUCGUGUUCGUUCAAACCGUUUUGUAUUUCAAAUUUUACCCCUCCGAUUGCAUCCAAAAUAAAAUAUUGGUCUUGGUCGUCUGGGCACUGGACAUGAUGCACACCAUUCUCAUCAUCACCUCCGUCUGGGAAUCCGUCAUCGUGAAUUUCGACAAACCAGAAUUGAUGGAUCUCAUUCCAAAGGCCUUAGGUCUUUCUGUAGCCAUAACUGCCGCAGUCACAUUCCUCGUCCACUGUUUCUUCGCGAACAGAGUCCGUAAACUGACAAAGAGGUGGUAUUUCGCUGCGCCCCUCGUUCUCCUGGCAUUCUUGCGUCUUCUCGCUGCAUGUGUUUCGACCACCGAAAUCAUGCGCCUUCGCCACUACUCGCUAUUCAUCAAGCCAUUCCCAUCAUGGGUAUUCACUCUCGGUGUCACCCUAUCUGCGUCUGUGGAAUUCAUCAUAACCGUCGUCAUGGUCAUCUUCCUUGGACGCAGUCGCACUGGUUUCGCAACCAUGAACCACAUCAUCAACUCAUUGAUCUUGUACACACUCGAAACUGGAAGUUUUACUUGCGCUGUCACAAUUGCAUCCCUUAUUUGCUGGAUGGUAAUGCGGCAUAACUUGAUCUUCCUUGGAAUGCACUUCGCCAUCGCAAAGCUGUAUGCCAACUCCCUUCUCGCUACACUGAACACACGGAAGCGUUUGCGUUCAGACCAUAACUUCUCGAGUCAGCGCGAGGCUGAUGUCUACCCUGCCUCGAUGAACAUUCACAAAUCAUCGCAGCGUAUCCUGGGCCCUCUCUCACCUAACAAGGGCGCCCACCUGAACGUCAAUGUGGAGACCACCGUCGUGUCUGUCAUCGAUGAGCCUUGCGAUGACUACGAUAUGGUAGACAUUGAAUCCAAAGGCUGUGAUACAGCAUGCGGGACAGAGAAGGACAGUAAAGAGUUUUUACCCUGA